Messenger RNA from Morone saxatilis (striped sea-bass), 1687 nucleotides. RefSeq lists its product as uncharacterized. Lineage: Eukaryota; Metazoa; Chordata; Actinopteri; Moronidae. The transcript has 6 exons. The record is from RefSeq and is a predicted model, not a curated record. The coding region runs from base 167 to 1342 and encodes 391 amino acids.
ACAAGUUGCUCGAUGGAGAGUCUUCUUCCGCCGCGCGCAUGUUCAAAUUGAUCCUCGAGCUCACAACAACACCCGGGGUCCGCGAGCUCACCGGGGCACGAGCCAAUAUGUUCACAAGUAAGCGCCUCGCGACGUUAGUUUGAGUUAGGUGUCCGUUGAAGCCGUUAUGAACCGGUCAAAUCCCGUUAACGGUGAUCGGUCUGAGUCGAAGCCUGCGACUGACAGUGGGUGUGAAGCAGAUGACUUGGAGAUGUUCGUUCAUACAUCGUCCAUAAGAGUAGAAUAUUAUAGAUCAUUUCAGUAUUGUGUGAAGUGGGAAAGACCCAUGUCUCCCCGACGCUCCUCCAGACUAACAAAGGCCUCCAAGAAGAGCCCCCAGAGAAGCCCCAGCCCAAACGAAGAAGUUACCCAGGGCAGGCUGGGGGGUAAGAGGCAGAGGAUAGGGUUGAGGAAGACCAAAGCUAGUGACAGCGCAGGGAGCGACCGUGACAUCAUCGACAUCAUCGACAGUACAGAUGAUGCUGAACAUGUUGAGGAAGAUGAAGGGCAGUUUGUAGAGGUGGCUGAUGAAGGAGUGGAAGAGUCAGAUGACCAAUCCGUCACCAGCAGCAUUGCUUCCGGUCCUUCCCUCCGACACAACGACACGCCCAAGACAGCGAGGCCCUCGCAGGGCGUGUGCUCAGCCUGCCGCAAGCUUUACCAGAAGGCAAAGAAGAUAAAAACACCACUUAAAAAUAAACUCUCAGACAAUGACCCCAAGUCCCUCACAUGUGACCAGUGGGUCCUGAUCAAGGACUGGAGACCGAGGAGGCUGCCUAAUGCGAGAGGGAAGCUUUUGACCCAUGUACAACUGGUGAAGAAAAGACUCAAGAACGGCGCAAAGCGAAUCGAGCAAUGUGUGGGAGAGCAUGAAUCGUCAGCCUGCUCGAGGCCACACGCUUUCCUUCAGAGGAACCUUAGGCGGCGUGUCAGAGUUCCACUGAAAAGGGGGAGGAGGAAGAACAGGAGGAAGAGGGCACGAGAGGAUUCUCAGGGUCCUCGUGUCGCCAAGCAGCAGCGUCUCCACAGCAACAAUCGCCGCCAACACAGCAGUAUUGGUCUUCACCCGACCACUGGUCACAGUAGCAGUGCUGGUUUUGAGGAGUGGAGCGACCAAGACGUGGACAGUCCAGAAGAAACAGAUCAGACCAUUGAGUUGAUUCCCUCCGAAGUUACCCUGGAAACCACCAAACCCAGAGACGUCCCAACCAAGCAGAAAGAACAAAAGAAGACUUGUGGAUUCAGAGACUUGCUCUUCCAGUUGCGUGGCAACAGCAGCAUGAUCGUGAGAGAAACCCGUUAGCGAGGCGACUCCUGACUUUUUUUUUUAAAGCAGUUUACAGUUUCACCACUACAGCGGUAAAAAGUGCUGAUGCAGCUUUUAUUUGUUCGUUUUUUGUUAUGUUCAGUGUUGUUUAAGUCGGGCUGUUGUUCUGUUCUGAAUACCGGUCUGUAAUUAUUAAUUGUUGUCAUUUAUAUGGAGUCGUAUACCUAUUUAUUGAAGUCAAAUCUCUAUCUGAGUUUAGUGGCAAAGUUCUCCUGCAGCUCCAAAUACUUGCACGUUAUUUAUUUUUUCAUAAAUUUCUAAAUGGCAUUUAUUUAAAGUUUCAUACAACAGGAUAACUGAAUAAAUGUGUUUUUACGUUAA